UCACGUUAUUCUGAGAUAAGAAAUUAUCACGUUAUUUUGAGAUAUGCAACAUUUGGCCAUUGAGCACUUCAACACUUCCCGGUUCAGUCAAGGAACAUUGCUCGUCUACAGGACUUAAUUCAGUUCUAUUUCAAGCUUGGUCUAAGGCAUGGUGAAAUUCUUCAGUUGUUGAGCACUGUGGAUGGUAUUGUUGUCAGUAUGCGCACUCUCCGAAGGAUUUUGAAAAGCAUGGGGUUGUACCGAAGAAAGAAUGAAUCUGACCCACUUGACGUUGCAUCAUUUCUCAUUGAUCAACUGCGUGGACACGGGAGGCUACAUGGAUACAAGUUCCACCAUCUCAACUGCAUCCAAGCUGGAUAUGUUGUCACCCAAAGUACGGUGAGACAUUUGUUAAAGUUCCUCGACCCCAGUGGUGUUGAAAGAAGACGAAGAAAUCGCUUGAUGCGACGUGUGUACAUGAACCCUGGCCCUAAUUAUCUAUGGCACGUUGAUUCUUAUGAUAAAUUGAAGCCGUAUGGUGUGUGCAUAAAUGGAGCUAUUGAUGGCUUUUCCAGACUCAUUGUGUGGCUUCAUGCCUAUUCAACAAACAGCAAUCCCAAAAUCAUUGCUGGUUAUUUCAUGAGGGAAGUUGAGAGGAGGAUGGGGACGCCGUCCAGAAUUCGCGCAGAUCUGGGAACAGAAAAUGUAACAAUGGCCGAGAUGCAGAGGUUCCUACGGUGGAGUACCAAUCGCAGCAUCGUCAGAAACUGCUAUAUCGCUGGGUCCAGUAAUCACAAUCAGCGGAUUGAAAGCUGGUGGGCUUUUUUAAGAAGUCACCAUGCCCAGUACUGGAUGAAUCGUUUUCAGGAACUUAAGGAUAAAGACUGUUUCACUGGAGACUUCUUGGACAAGCAGCUUAUCUUGUUUACUUGCCUAUCCAUCAUCCAGGAGGAACUGCAGCAAGUUGCACAAUUGUGGAAUACCCAUGUCGUCCGAAAGAGCAGGAAUGCAGUAGCUCCAAGUGGACGUCCGAUCCUCAUGUACACCCUGCCUCAUCUAUUUGGAGGACAAGAUUACUUGAAACAGGUCCCUCAGGAAGCAGUGGAGGCUUGCAAAGAAGAGUGCCAACAGAGAGGACCAUGUCCUUGUGAUGAAACAGUGUUUGACAUGUGUUGCCUUAUAAUGGCAGAGAACUUCUUACACUCACCUACCACAGCAGAUGAAGCUAUAGAGCUGUAUCUUUUCCUGAGAGCAUGCAUUCUUAAAGACUUGGGCAUACAGUAAUCCCAUGAUAGCUGUAUCUUAAGUACUCAGGAUAAUGAAUGGUGGACAUCUAAAGCACAAUGACCAUGUUUUUGUUUUGUUCUACUUGAUCAUUUUUUCAUGAAUUCCUGUCCUAAAUCCACAGUUAAAAUACCCGACAUGUCUCUCGUAAUAUUCCGGAGCAUACAAUGUAGUGGGCAUGCAGUGCUGUCACCUGAAUACCCUCAAUAAAUAAGUGUUAUUAAGACAGGUAAAUACAGUAAAAUGUAUAGGGUAUUGUUUAACAAGGUAGUGUUCAAAUCAAGGAGUGGUUAUGUUACUCAACACAAGGGGGC
Engraulis encrasicolus (European anchovy) is the source of this 1577-nucleotide messenger RNA. RefSeq lists its product as uncharacterized. Gene Ontology annotation, molecular function: nucleic acid binding. The record is from RefSeq and is a predicted model, not a curated record. The transcript is spliced from 2 exons. Bases 199 to 1263 code for a protein of 354 amino acids. Lineage: Eukaryota; Metazoa; Chordata; Actinopteri; Clupeiformes; Engraulidae.